Molecule: messenger RNA, 2376 nt
Organism: Bombina bombina (fire-bellied toad)
Lineage: Eukaryota; Metazoa; Chordata; Amphibia; Anura; Bombinatoridae
Product: extracellular calcium-sensing receptor-like
Exons: 6
Coding region: 28-2376 (782 amino acids)
Biological process (GO): G protein-coupled receptor signaling pathway
Cellular component (GO): membrane
Molecular function (GO): G protein-coupled receptor activity
Source: RefSeq, a predicted model, not a curated record
AGAGAGUUGAAAUUCACAUUAAAGGCUAUGAGAUAUGCUAUGGAGGAGAUAAAUAGAAGCCACAAGCUUCUCCCCAACAUUACUCUGGGUUACUAUGCCUAUGAUUCCUGUGCUGUCCUCCAGAAGGAGCUGGAGGGAACAUUGUGGAUGCUGACAGGUCAGAACCAAGCUAUACCCAACUACUGGUGCAGGGAAGGCUCUCCGCUGGCUGCAAUCAUUGGCCAUUCUGCAUCAACUUACUCUAUUCUUAUGGCUCACAUUUUAGGGUUAUACAGAUACCCACAGAUCAGCUAUUUCUCAACAAGCUCACUCCUGAGUGACAGAACACAGUUCCCCUCAUUCUUCAGGACGGUUCCCAGUGAUGAUUUCCAAUCUAAGGGGCUGGCCCAGCUAGUCUUACAUUUUGGAUGGACUUGGAUAGGACUCAUUGCAUCUGAUGAUGAUUAUGGACAGGAAGGAAUACAGGUUAUUAGAAAUGAGAUCAUAAAGGCAGGAGCUUGUGUAGCCUUUACUCAAUAUAUCCUAACCAGCAUUGAGUUCUCCAACAUACGCUACAUUGUGAAGGUCAUCAAAGAUUCAAGUGCAACAGUCCAUAUAGCCUUUUCUACUGACAUAUAUCUUAUCCCACUUAUUGAGGAAAUGCUAAACCAAAAUGUCACUGACAAAAUAUUUGUGGCAAGUGAAGCUUGGGCUAUAUCAAAUGUAUUAUCAGUUGACAAAUAUUCUUUAGUACUGUCCGGCACAAUUGGCUUUGCCUUUUAUAGUUCCAAAAUUCAGGGGUUUCAAGAGUUUAUCAGCAGCCUCAAUCCUUUUAAUACACCAGGAAAUAAAUGGGCCAGGAUGUUCUGGGAAGAAGUUUUUCAAUGUAAAUUCCUGGAUCAAAAAAAUGUCACUGUCUUCCAGGAGAAUUCAGAAAACAUAUGUACUGGCAGCGAGAAUCUAGAGGACAUUGAGAAUAUCUACAAAGACGUUUCGGCCUUCAGAACUUCAUACAAUAUGUAUGCUACUGUGUAUUUGAUAGCAAAAGCACUGGAUGACCUCAUGCAUUGUCAAAAUUUAAAUGGUCCAUUUAAUGGUGGGAAAUUUUCAGAUAUUUGGCAUUUUGAACCAUGGCAGCUUUUACAUUACGUUAAGAAAGUCCAGGUAGAGCUAAAUGGAAGAAAUAUUUUCUUUGAUGAGAAUGGGGACCCGCCAGCUGUGUACGACAUUGUUAACUGGCAGUCGAACCACAAUGGUGUAAUGACACAGGUGAAAGUGGGCAGCUAUGACACUGCAGCUUCUACUGAAGACAUCUUUAGCAUCAACACAAGUGCGAUCUGGUGGGCUACUGGUAGCCAGGAGGUCCCAGUCUCUGACUGCAGUCAGAGCUGUCCACCGGGUUUCAGGAAAGCGGUUAGAAGAGGAGAGCCGGUCUGCUGCUAUGAAUGUGUCCCAUGUCCUCAAGGAGAGAUCUCCGAUCACACAGAUUCACUUGACUGUUUCAAGUGUCCAUGGGAUAUGUGGCCCAACAUGCAGAAGACUCAAUGCAUUCCAAAAGGAAUUGAGUAUCUAUCUUAUGAAGAACCUUUGGGAGUAACAUUAGCAGCUACUAGUGCCUUCUCAUCCCUAAUUCCAAUUUUCAUUUUUUGUCUAUUUAUUCAUUACAAGACCACUCCCCUUGUAAAAGCUAACAAUUACUCAUUGAGUUGUGUUCUCCUGAUGUCAUUGUUUCUCUGUUUCCUCUGUUCUUUGACUUUCAUUGGUUUUCCACAGUCUGCAAAGUGCCUUCUGCGUCAAGCUACAUUUGGGAUUGUCUUUGCCAUUUGUGUUUCUUGUAUCUUGGCCAAAACUAUAAUGGUUGUAUUUGCUUUCAUGGCUACGAAGCCUGGGAGCAGCCUAAAAAAAUGGACCAGCCCAAAGGUGUCUUACACCAUUAUUACUGUGUGUAGCCUUUUACAAAUCCUUUUAUGUGUAUUCUGGAUAAUGAUUUCACCUCCGUUCCUACAGUACAACAUUCAAACUCAUCCUGGUGUCAUCAUCUAUGAAUGUAAUGAGAACUCACAAAUAGCCUUCUGGAGCAUGCUGGGAUAUCUUGGACUCCUGGCCACAAUCAGUUUCAUUGUUGCUUUCUUGGCUCGGAGGCUUCCUGACAGCUUUAAUGAAGCAAAGUUCAUCACAUUCAGCAUGCUAGCCUUCCUUAGUGUUUGGGUGUCCUUUAUCCCAGCCUACCUCAGUGCCAGUGGAAAGUACACGGUGGCAAUGGAAAUUUUUGCCAUCUUAUCUUCCAGCUGGGCCUUGGUGGUCUGCAUGUUUGUGCCAAAAUGCUUUAUCAUAUUGUUUCAGCCCAACAUGAAUUCUAAAGAAUACCUUAUGGGGAAGGACAAAGGUCACAAAUAA